AAUUGUUUCCCACACUUUUUCCCUACCAUUUAGGGGCGCUCGCAUACAGCCGCACUUGAGCGCAUCAGCUCUCAAAUUUAGUCAGCGCAGAUUUUUGGUUAAUUUUUGAGCAAGCCAACAACUGUUGCUGUUGUAGUUGUUGCCGAUGUUGCAUGCUACCUGCGCUGCAUACUCAGCUGAGUUAGUGCUUAUGACUCUCGGCUUUGCUAUGUCAUCACAAUGUCGACAGUGCGUUGACUUGUGUUGCCCUUUUGGGUCAGACACACGAGCAACCAGUGGUAGUGGUAGAGAGCGAAGAGAAAGAGCGGUAAGGGCAACAUGGGAAAUAUACAAUGUAUGAUUCCUGUUGGAAUUUGUCUGUACGCCAACCAGAAUUGGGAAGUGCAGUUGAGCGGCGCUCAGCUGAGUGCAGAAUUACUGGAGACGCGUCGCCGUCCGAGUUUGUUGUCGUCGUCUCGUAUUUCUACCUUCCUUCAGCUGCGUUGGUUCACACGAUCGAUCGAUGAAUGGUUUGGCUAGUUUGUUGGUAGGUUUGCUUGUUUGGUCGGCCUGGUUGACUGCGGAUGGUUGGUUGAUGUAUAAAAACGUACGGAUGCAAGCGCAACAGCAUCAGUUCUUCAACAACUUUCACAGCGAAAACACGCGCAGCGAGCAAAACGAAAUUAAUAGAAUAAUAUUUUUUAAAGGAACAUGUACAUAAACACUUACUGAAGAACAUUUUUGAUAAGACGACUUUUGAGUUUAUUAAGUUUAUUGUUCGGAAAUAAAUAUUUUAUAAUCAAAAAUAAUCACAAACCAACUAAAAAGAAUGUAUACGGAUACAAAAAAUCUCGCACAUCAAUUGGCCGACAUGAGCCUCACCUCGGCGAAUACAACUUUAACACCCGCCGCCCCAACAGAGAAAUCCAAGCGCAAGCUUUGCAAAAUGUGGCGCCCACUACUGCGGCUGAUGGCACGCAAGCGUAACAGCAGUCACAGCACAGCUAACGGCAAUUCGCAUGCCAGCCUACACCCGAACAACGUACACCUCAACAAUACAAUCCCAACAAAAGCACACGCCACCAGUGGUAGCGAAGAGUGGCCCACAGCGCAUAUUGAGGACUAUGCUAGCCUCAUGCGAAAAAUGAGUUUAAAAGAGCAGUGCAAUCAUGGCGCAGGAGAGUUGGCCAGCACAAGCGCUGUACCCGAAUGGGAGCGCCCCUGUCAGGCAAGUGCUAAAUUCGCAACGACAGUUAUCAGCAGUGCAAGUAUUGAGAAGACACCGGCCAGCACGUGCGCGCACUGUGUCUAUGGGCGCAAUUGUCAGCAUGAGCAGUUUCAUCAUCAUAUCUGUGAUGCGGCCACACAAGCCACAAGCACAACUACAACAACAGCAGCAACGAGCACAGCAGGCGCACCACACUGGCCUACAAUGAUGGACAGUACGGUGGCGUUGUCUCAACACGCGCUUGCUGACCUGCCCAUACAGUACAUGCACACCAAUGAUGGCACCUUCUUCUGGACGAAUGCACAGGAGAAAAUCGAUGAUGACCUACUCACAGCGUGGUUGUGUCAGAGUUGGCGUCAGCUGCCUUUACAGGCGGCACUGCUGUGAAUGUGCUUUCGCAGUGCUUUCACAACACACUGUGUUUGUGUCUGAGCAUUGAAAGACAGGGACUUUCAUUACUUUCAUCAGGGAUCUCAUUGUUAUUUUAGUUUAAUUUAUACAAAUAUACACAUAUAUUUUAGUAUAAUUAAAUACUUAGUAUGUAAUGCAGGAAUAAGUACGUGAAGUACGUUUCAUAACUACAUUUGUUUGCAAUAUAAAUAUUUGUGAUAUGCUUAACUUAAUUAAUACAUUUAAAUGUUAAAGUAGUUUUCGUAAAAAAAAACGAAAAAAACCAUAUACCCUAAAAUAUGUAUGUACAACAAUAAAAACCAGUGGAAAAAUAUUAAUCGAAAUAACUGUCUGAAAGUUUGUUUGAAAUGUCUAGAAAGUGAGUAGAGAUGUUAAUGAGAAAGUAUCAAUUUGAAAGCUUAACUUUCCAGUAGAAAUUGAGCUUUCUGAAUAAAGCUUUGAAGAGUGAAAGCUCACCUAGUAUCGAAUAUAUUUUUUAAUAAUCACGUCAUUUAUCCGGUAUUGGUAUAUUUACAGCAUUUAUCGCAACUAGUUUCUUCGAUAUACUUCAA
Messenger RNA from Bactrocera oleae (olive fruit fly), 2169 nucleotides. RefSeq names its product Enhancer of split m2, Bearded family member (gene E(spl)m2-BFM). The record is from RefSeq and is a predicted model, not a curated record. Lineage: Eukaryota; Metazoa; Arthropoda; Insecta; Diptera; Tephritidae. Gene Ontology annotation, biological process: sensory organ development; Notch signaling pathway.